This is a messenger RNA of Triplophysa rosa, 7410 nucleotides long. RefSeq lists its product as uncharacterized. Gene Ontology annotation, biological process: DNA integration; proteolysis. The transcript is spliced from 2 exons. Gene Ontology annotation, molecular function: zinc ion binding; RNA-DNA hybrid ribonuclease activity; nucleic acid binding. The record is from RefSeq and is a predicted model, not a curated record. NCBI's taxonomy places the organism in Eukaryota, Metazoa, Chordata, Actinopteri, Cypriniformes, Nemacheilidae.
AAAAAAGGUGAGCAGAAACCUGUUUUAUCGAAUUCUGUGAUUGACAAUACCCAAAUUAAAUGUGUUGAAGGAAGUGAGAUGGGAAUGUAAGUAAAGAUUUAAAUACAGCCAAAUGUCAAAACGUUCUAAAACCUAUAGAGGACGAGUAAAUUGAUCGAGGCAAUAUGUUAUACUGUUCUGGCACUGGUGUGCAGAUCAUUUUCUAUAUUUUUAGGUUGGCACUGGUGUGCAGAUAAUUUUCUAUAUUUUUAGGUUGGCACUGGUGUGCAAAUAAUUUUUAUUUUUUUAGGUUGGCACUGGUGUGCAGAUAAUUCUUUAUUUUUAGGUUGGCACUGGUGUGCAAAUAAUUUUUAUAUUUUUAGGUUGGCACUGGUGUGCAGAUAAUUCUUUAUUUUUAGGUUGGCACUGCUGUGCAAAUAAUUUUCUAUAUUUUUAGGUUGGCACUGGUGUGCAGAUAAUUUUCUAUAUUUUUAGGUUGGCACUGGUGUGCAGAUAAUUCUUUAUUUUUAGGUUGGCACUGGUGUGCAAAUAAUUCUUUAUUUUUUUAGGUUGGCACUGGUGUGCAAUAUGGAUAUAGAUACAAAAGGUAAUGGUUCUAUACAAAAUGAUUGGAAAAAUGUAGUGCAUAUGGUAAGGGCACAAACGGAGCCUAAAGAUAUGAGAGAAAGGGACAAGGAAUUAGUAAACGCCUGGGAAAAAUUAAAGGUACAAUUUAAUUGGUCAGAAGAAACUAAAGGAAAUUAUGAUGUGGCACAGGCUAUCAGGAAAAUGGAAAUGUUGACCCAUCGUGAAUUACAGCGGGCAGAAGAAAAUUUUUCUAAAGCAGGUGUGUUUGAGAAGAGGAAACUCAAAACAGAGAUAGAAAAUCGUAAGAAGGAAUUACGGCAGUGGACCCGUAUAGCCGCUACGGCUACAGCCGUCAGUAAAACAGGGGUAAACCCGAAAGUUAAUGGUGAUCAAGCAGGUGUAAAACGGGAUUUACCUCCCCCUUAUAAUGUCCCUAACCUGCGACUAAACCCGUCUGCUCCCGUUGGCAUAAUGGCCCCAGUAUUUGAGCUCAAAGGGGGCGAUGUGAUGUGUGAGGACGGCCGUGUGAAAAUUACAGCAGGUACGGUGGAGGGUGAAAUGAGUAAGGCUGACAAACUAGAGGAGGCGGACAGAAUUAGGAAAAUGAUAAGAGUAGAACUGGAAAGAGAUAAAGAAAAGGAAAGAGGACACCAAGAACGUCUUUUGAUAUUAGAACAGGAGUUUUCAGUGAAUAAAAAAGAGAGAGAACAAAAAACAAAAAAACGAAGGAACAGUGUAGACACCGGAGAUGUGGAAAGCGUCUCAACAGAACAGAGCAAUGAGAAUGAUGUAGAGGAUGAUGUUAGGUCAGGGGAAGAAAUGGAACAGGAAGGCAGGGAAAGUAGAGGGGAGCAGGGGGUAUCAGGAGGACUGAUGAGAGUAGUAGUGGAAGGAAAGGAUUUAGAUUAUUGGACUGAGGGGGUAGAGACACAGAGGAGGACAGAGAAACUAUUCAGUAGAAGUCAGGAAGUGGGACUGGAGGAGAAACAGAAAGCAACACCACCAACCAGUGAAGGGCGUUACUCACUCAGGCAAUACAUCAGAGCUCCCUCCCAUAUGGGGGAGGAGAAAAGUCUAGUAAGAUCAAGAGGCACUGUGUUCCAACAGAUGACUGACGGAGCUCACAUCCCAGUUAGACCCAAUUUAAUGUGUCCUUUACUUGGGAGGGGGGGAACUCAAGAGUAUAAACCGUGGUCUCAUUCUGAUGUUACAGCCAUUGAAUUGAAACUGCCAGCUAUCUCUAAGGGAGGGGUCAGGUGGCUGACAAAACUAAGCGCCUUGACAUGUGGUGUGGAGCUGGCUUUGGGUGACGUGAGAACACUGUUGGGCGGUCUAGUGCCUGCCUCUAAGUUGAGGGCCAUUGAACAGGACGCUGGCCUUAAUGAUGAAGCCAGUGAGGAGCCCUUAAGGCGCCACAUUUCCAGUUUGAGUGCUGCAUUAAAGGCCCAUUUUCCAACCCCUGCCACUGCCUACCAGAACAUUAAGUUUAGAAUGAAACCUGGGGAGACGGCUGGUGUCUAUUUGAACAGAUGUGAGGGGGAAUGGGAGGCACAGGUGGAAGAACAUUGUGAUAAUACCCCUAUUUCUAGAGCUCUUUUCAGGGCCGCUGUGUUGGCAGGAACUCCCUUGGCCGUCCAGAAAGCAAUGGCAGACAACCCAGACAUCCCAGUUUCUAAUGAUGAGGUAUGGACUAGACACUUAGCUCAUCACACCGAUAAGGCAACAGAUAGAGAGGACUAUGAUGAGAAAGAGAUAAGUAAGUUGAAGAACCAAUUAUUGAAACUACAACUCGAUGUAGAGCAAGCAAAGGCUAAGGCAAAAAAGACACAGACCAGUAGGGAUGGCCAAAUGGUCCAACAGGUUCCCAUGACCCAGACUGUCCCAAACCCUACAACACAAGCUUCCACACACACUUUUGAAAACAUGGCACCAUUUCAUCACUAUCCUCACCCAGUCCCUUAUCAACAAUACCAUCCAUACAGGGGACAAAGCAGGGGAGGCCCUAGAGGGGGAGGAUAUAGAAGAGGGGGGUACACUGAGGGAUCCCAGGGUUGUUUCUUGUGUGGAGAUAGCUCACAUUGGAAAAACGAGUGUCCAAUGAAUGGGCCACCAGCUGCAAGGGGUUGGGGUCCCUUAAGAGGUGGUGGAAAUGGUCGGGGCAGGCGACCAUACCCAAACUCUUUCCCCUUCAAUCCUAACCCUAACCCAGGGGGAAAUCAGGUGCCCACUCAAUUCCCUGUGUGGGGCCUGGGAGGGGAGGCGGAAACACACUGAGGGGGCCUACAGAGAACUACCAGGGGAGCAAGGGCCGAGCCUCUCCUGGACAUUAUGGUCAAUAACAAGCCAUUAAAGGCCCUAGUGGAUACUGGGGCAACUUACUCCACGGUAACUGGCACAUUACCUGGAGAUAUGUUGACUACCAAUAGCAUUGAAGUCAUGGGGUUCUCUGGGGAAAUUGAAAAAUGGCCUAAAACAAAACCCCUUUCAGUUAAGGUGGCCAACCAACACCUAACACACAGCUUUCUCUAUUCAACCAGAGCACCAGUGCCUCUUCUGGGCAGAGACCUGUUGGUAAAAUUGGGGGCGAGUAUUUUAUGCACUCCUGAUGGUAUAGUCAUCUCCUUCCCUUGUGGCUUAUUUCAUAAUUGUUCAAAGGGCGGGGGCUUGAUUUCAGCCUCUCACGGCCAGUGGAUGCUGGCAGCCACAGAGAGAGGGGAGGGAGCUGACAUAUACUGGGUGGAGUUGGAUAACCCUGACACUGGCUCCAACUCAAAUGGGAUCUUAGCAGUGUAUCACCUGUGGGAAGAAUGGAUAAAACAACACCUAAUAUACAUCCCCCCUAAAGAUCCAUUUCAUUGCACAUUAUUCUAUGACAGGACAGGGGAUUUGACAUAUGAAGACAGUUUUUCUGAGAUUGAGGGCCAUAACUGGACCAUUAGCAGCCCAGGGCUAUUAAUAGGUAGGGAGGGAGUGGUGGCCCCUAUUAUAUUGACCUUAGAGCAGUCUAAGUGGUACAGGAUGUCUGAUACAGCAGCCCCUCAUGUUUCUCUAGCCUUACAUCCUGGUCACGAGGCUAGAGAAUUAGGUUGCAUGACUAAAAGGUUGUUGCGACUCACUGACUGGGAAUCAGGUCCUGAGGGGGUGCUGUAUUCGCCAUCUGAACAGGCAUAUAAAAUCUUGGCCCCUUGUCACUGUACAGGAAUGUUGACACAUGUAUGGCUCAAUAGGAGCCAUGGCAGGGAGAACACUGAUGAUGACGCAGCCAUCCCUAUGAUUGCUAGACUACCGCCUGAGUUGUGGUCCACAGGUCCAACGGACGUUGGACAUUGUAAGGUAACCCCAAUCACCUUUUCCCUGAGAGAUUACACCCCUAUAUGGGAAAGACAGUAUAGGAACAAACCUGAGGCAGAGCAGGGCAUUGCCUCUACCAUUGCUGGCCUGGUGGACUCGGGAGUGUUGACUGUCGCCAAAUCCGAUUGGAACACACCCAUCCUGCCUGUGCCCAAGCCAGGCACCGACAAGUACCGGAUGGUACAUGACCUACGUAAGAUUAACGCGUUGGUAUCCACACCAACCCUAUCUGUGCCUAACCCAUACACUUCUUUGUCCAGUUUGACUGUGCGGCACCUGUUUUUUACGUGUAUUGACUUGGCUAAUGCUUUCUUUUGUAUACCUAUUGCAGACGCCUGUAAACCAAUUUUGGCGUUCACCUAUAGGGGUCACCAGUACACGUACCAGAGGCUGCCGCAGGGCUUCAUUCUCUCCCCAGGGAUCUUCAACCAUGUCCUGAGGGACCAACUGGCCGGCUGCCAGCUACCCCGGGAUACUGUGUUAAUACAGUAUGUUGAUGAUUUGCUGGUGGCUGCAACCUGUAGGGAGCAUUGCCUCUCUGCCACUGAGAUUUUGUUGUCACAGCUAUACAAGGCAGGGUUCAAGGUUAGUAAAGAAAAACUGCAGAUUUGUAGACCACAAGUUACAUUUCUGGGACGUUCGGUAGGUGGCCAGGGCAGUGGUCUGACCUGUAAGCACAGAGAAGAAAUUUUGAAUCACCCAAAACCAUUGACGGUCAUGGAUCUUAUGUCAUUCCUGGGCCUGACUGGGUUCAGCAGACACUAUAUUGCCCAGUAUGCUGAUCUCACGGCUCCUUUAAGAUGCAUGGUCAGAGAUAAGGGUAUGAAAAAUGGUACAGCAACCCUGGAUUGGUCAGUCGAGGCUGAGCAGUCUUUCAUCACGUUGAAACAGAGCCUUUCCAUGUCAACACAAUUGCAGUGUGCAGAUUAUUCAGAAAAAUAUUUCCUUGACGUGGCAGAAAGCAAUCAGACCGCAAAUGGAGUGUUGUAUCAGAAAGAUAGGGGUCGGCGGCGAGUGUUGCAGUAUGUCAGCGUACUACUCGACCCUGUUGAACAGCGUCAGCCUCCAUGUGCUAGGUUUGCAGCUGGACUAGCCAAAAUCAUUACCAAAACAUCCCAUCUCGUGUUAGGGCACUGUCUGGUAGUUCACACAUCACAUUCCGUCAUAUCAUUUGUUAAUUCAUCUGCCUUCACAUUUUCUCCAUUGCGAACGCACAGAAUGUCCACCAUUUUGACUGCACCAAACAUUAACUAUUGUCAUGACGGGGUGAACAUGGCCGACUUUAUGUCUGUGGAAGGCGAGCCCCAUGACUGUGCACCCCGUACCUAUUUGGCGUCACUAAUUCGACCUGAUCUCCAAACCAAAAAAUUGGAGGGAGCUAUGGACCUUUUUACUGAUGGUUGCUGUUAUAGGGAACUAGAUGGGACACUGAGCGCUGGGUAUGCCGUGGUACAGGCAUCCCUGGACGGUUUUGAAACCAGACUCUCAGAGAAACUUUCGUUCAGACAAUCUGCGCAACGCGCUGAAUUAUUGGCUGUUCUAGCUGCAUUACGCAUUGCUGCUGGUCAAUGGGUCAACAUUUACUCAGAUUCCGCCUACGCCGUAAAUAGCAUCUUGACUGAGCUGCCACAGUGGCAGAGAUGUAACUUCACUACCUCAACCGGUCGACCGAUUAAGCAUGCGGAAGAAGCCAAGGCCUUGUGCGACGCUGUGUUAUUGCCUAAGAAAGUGGCCACUCUUAAAUGUGCUGGACAUAAAAUGGUAGUCAGACCUAUUGACGAACUUGUCUAUCUUUCACCUGAAAUAACUUUGUCAUUUCUUUCAGACACUUAUAAGACGGCGGCCCCUGAAGAGAAGUCCCUGUGGCUGAGUAAGGGUGCCUGUCUUUCUGACACGGGUGUGUGGCGAGCACCUGAUGGCCGUCCUGUCCUGCCAGCGGACCUGGCAAAGACAGUUCUAUUGGAAGCCCAUGGGAUGGCUCACAGCAGUGACCGAGACAUGAAACGCCGUAUGGAGGGUUGGUGGCAUCCAUUCCUGCCCCAUAUGAUCUCAGAGGUAAUCAAGUCCUGUGAAGUAUGUCAGCAAAUGAAUGUCAGGCCCACCAUUAAAUCUGAGCGAGGGCAUUUCCCAGUUGUUUCUGGUCCUGGCUGUGAAAUAGUGAUUGACUUCACUGACAUGGGCUAUCGGGUACAAGGCAAACAGUACCUUCUCGUCAUGGUGGACAGUUACACUUCCUGGCCAGAAGCUUUUGCCGUUGGGAGGGAAGACAGUACCUCCGUUGUUAAAUGCUUGAUCAAUCAAUACAUCUCAAGAUAUGGUUUUCCCCGUAGGAUCCGUUCAGAUAAUGGCUCCCAUUUCAAAAAUGAACAUUUGAGGUUGGUUGAGCAUUCCCUUGGCCUGAAACAUUCCUUUGGGGCCGUUUACCAUCCCCAAAGCCAGGGAAAGGUUGAACGGAUGAACUUAACACUUAAGAACAAGCUUGCGAAAAUUUGUGCUGAUACAGGCCUAUCCUGGUUGUCUGCUUUGCCAAUCGCUUUGAUGUCUGUACGUUCCUCAAUUAACAGGGUCACUGGAUUCACCCCAUUUGAGCUGUUAACUGGCCGCCAAUUUCCGGGUCCCUUUACAGGUUUUCCUAUUUGUGACAUCCCUGCCUUGGACCCUAAGGAACAUUACCAAAAACUGACAUGCUUGAUAAGUUAUUUUUGUCCCCAGACACGCCUGACCCUGCCGGAUCCAGCACCUUGUGUAGCCCAGUGGGUUCGUGUACGUGAGUUCAGAAGGAAGUGGUCUGGCCCCCGUUGGUCAGCCCCUAAAAAGGUGGUAGCCCGUACCUCUCAUUGUGUCCAAUUGAAAGACAAAGGCAACACCUGGUAUCAUCUCUCAAGUUGUGUUGCUUGUGACCCUCCAUCUCGUAGCCUGACCAACACUGUGUUGGACCUUGCUGUGCAGGUCCAAGAGGGGGUACAGGAAGCUAAACAAUCAGACGCUCCACUAACAGAGCAGAUAACACAAGAUAAACAAUCCCUUUUGACACACAACACCACACACACAGAGACUUCCUCACAAAACACACAACUGACGUUUAAACAGGGUGAUUUGUUUUCAACACCAGAAACAGAACCCAUUGCACACUGUAUCAGUGCUGACUGUGUUCUUGGAGCAGGGAUAGCACAACAGAUCAGACAUCGAUACGGGGUACAUAAGAUACAGGGGCAAAGAAAACAACCAGGAGAGUGUGCUGUCACCAUAGAAGGAGAAAGGGUGGUGUUCCAUUUGGUAACUAAAUUGUGGUGAUCAGACUUACCGUCUUAUACCUCUCUAGAGAGUAGUCUGGAGUGCAUGAGGGAAGAAGCUCUCCAAUUAGGGGUAAAAAGGAUCUCCAUGCCCAGGAUUGGGUGUGGACUGGACAAAUUGGUGUUUGAAGAGGUACAGAAGAUCCUAGAGAGGGUUUUCAAGGGAAAAGGGAUUGAAAUAAUCAUUUAUACCCUGUGA